Fukomys damarensis (Damara mole-rat) is the source of this 3579-nucleotide messenger RNA. It is a transcript of the gene Naa16, whose product is annotated as N-alpha-acetyltransferase 16, NatA auxiliary subunit. The record is from RefSeq and is a predicted model, not a curated record. NCBI's taxonomy places the organism in Eukaryota, Metazoa, Chordata, Mammalia, Rodentia, Bathyergidae. Gene Ontology annotation, biological process: N-terminal peptidyl-methionine acetylation. Gene Ontology annotation, molecular function: protein binding; protein-N-terminal amino-acid acetyltransferase activity. Gene Ontology annotation, cellular component: cytoplasm; NatA complex.
AUGCGCCCCGCAGGUCGGGUGCGGGAGAAACCUGGCAGCCACUUUGACGCGAGCGGGCGUGAGUCCUCCCACACGGCCCGACUCAGCGCAGCAGCUCGUCCUAGUGUCCUCCCCGCCCCGCUACCGAAAGUGCAGCUGCCGCCCAAGGAGAGCAACCUCUUCAAACGUAUCCUGGUGGGUGGCAGGCGGGCCGGCCCUCGCGCUUGCCAGGAACUUCCCGGGGCCGUCUGCGGCGCCCCGAUCCUCGCCAGUCCCCCUCGGGCGACGUUCGUCCCUGCUUUGCACCCCAGUACCUGUGGAAGCCCAGCCUUCAGCCGUCAGAAAUGUUAUGAACAGAAGCAAUACAAAAAUGGCCUCAAGUUUUGCAAGAUGAUUCCUUCAAACCCCAAAUUUGCUGAACAUGGAGGUGAUGUUUUAUCUGUUGAGAGACUGCUGUGGGGAAAUCUAACGGCCAUGACUCUUAACAAUGAAAGAAUACUGUACUUCCCUACAUUCCAAGGCUUUGCAAGCACAAGGUCCCGAAUUCAGUCCAGAGUAACCACCCUCUGCAAAAGAAAGAAAUGUGAUGAAGCUAUUAAGUGCUACCAAAAUGCUCUCAGGUUGGAUAAAGAAAAUCUUCAAAUUUUGAGGGACUCUCUGUUGCAGAUCCAAAUGAGAGACCUUGAAGGUUACUGUGUAAGUACACGAUACCAGCUUUUGUAGUUGCAUCCAACACAGUGUGCUUCCUGUAUUGGAUAUGCCACUGCAUGCCAUUUGCUGAAAAAUUAUGAUAUGGCAAUAAAAUUGCUGGAAGAAGUUAGAUAAACUCAGCAAAGAAAUGAGACGUUAACAUUUUACAUAAUUGCUCUAGAUUUUAUUAUUAAAAACAAUAAAAUGUUGCAGAAAUGGCUAGAGUCCUCCUAUGUGCCUUUCCGAGGAGAAAUACUGUUGAAAUUGGGAAGAUUAAAAGAACUCAGUGAAGUAUUCAAAAAUGAUAGGAAAGCAGAAAAUUGGUAUUAUUAUGAAGGCUUGGAAAAAUCUCUGCAACUUAGCACUUUUGGAGAGAGGCUUCAGAUACAUGAAGAAAUUAGUAAGCAGCACCCUAGAGCAAUUUCACCUAGAAAAUUACCUUUGAAUCUUGAGCUCAUUAGCCGGAGAUCUGAUGUUAUCUGUUUCUGUAAUCUAGGAACUUGUUACUAUGAAGCCUCUCUUAAAACAUGUGACUUUUUUAGCCCUUAUGAAAAUGGGGAGAAGGUACCCCUGACAACUGUACUCUGGGUUCAGUAUUUCCUGACACAGAACUUUGGUAAACAUGAACAAUAUUUUUUGGCUUUGGAUUAUAUUAAUGCUGCAAUUGCGAGUACUCCAACUCUAAUGGAAUUGUUUUACAUGAAACAAAUUUACAAGGAAAAUUUUAAUCAUCAUAUGGGUAAUCGCAAAGAAGCUGCAAGUGGAUGGAUGAAGCAAUCUUUGGACACAGCUGAUAGAUUAAUCAGUUCUAAAUGUGCAAAAUAUAUGCUUUGAGCAAAUAUGAUAAAAGAAGCAGAGAAAUGCUCCAAGUUCACAAGGGAGGGAGUGUCUGCCAUGGAAAACCUAAAUGAAAUGCAUUGUAUGUGGUUUCAGAUGGACUGCAUUUCAGCUCAUCGGCGACUUGGGAGAUACGGAGAUGCCUUGAAAAAGUGCCAUGAUGUAGAAAGGGUAGGUUCAUUUUUUGAGAUAACCAAUGAUCAAUUUGACUUCCAUACAUACUGUGUGAGGAUGAUCCUUCGUGCCUAUAUUGACCUUUUGAGAUUAGAAGAUACUUUCAGAAGACAUGCCUUUUAUUUCAGAUCAGCAAUUGAAAUAUAUUUAAAAUUAUAUGAUAAUCCUUUAACCAAUGAAAGAAAACAAGAAAUAAAUUCAGAAAACUUGUCAGCCAGAGAGUUGAAGAAAAUUCUUAGCAAGCAAAGAAGAGCUCAGAAAAAGGCCAAAUUAGAAGAAGAGAGAAAGCAUGGAGAAAGGGAACACCAACAAAAAAUCAAAAGAAAAAAUGAGAAGGUGAAGAAGAAUCCAGUGGUCUUAAGAAAACUUAUACAUGAAAAAUUAGAAAAGGUAGAAGAUCCAUUAGAAGAAGCCAUCAAGCUCCUUAUACCUCUUAAGAACCUUGUUGCUUAUAACACUGACACACAUCUGUUAGCAUUUGAAAUAUAUUUUAGAAAAGGAAAGUUUCUGUUAAUGCUGCAGUCUGUCAAAUGAGCUUUUGCCAUCAACAGUAAUAAUCCAUGGUUACAUGAAUGUUUAAUUAGAUUUUCUAAAUCUGUAUCUGAACGUAGUAGCCUUCCAGACGUUGUGAGCAGUGUUCUGCUGUCUCAAGAAAUGCAGAAAAUAUUUUUUAACAAGGAUUUGGAAAGCUUUAAUGAGGAUUUUCUCAAAUGUAACAUUACCUCUCUUCAGCAUCUACUUUCAGGAAUUUCAGGCGCUACAAUGAUGUAUUUUCUGGACAAGUCAAGACAAGAGAAAGCAGUUGCUAUAGCUACUAGAUAGGAUGAAACUAUCAAAGAUAAAAAUAUGAAACCUUUAACAAAGGUUUCUGAGGCACUUCUUGAUGGAAGCUUGGGAAACUGUAACUCCCAAUGUGAAGAAUCCAGGAUCAUGAGUCACAACCUGCUUUCUUUUGCGUCUGCUUUUCUGCCUCCUGUGACUGAAGUCCAUAGUCCUAGUGCAGCACUGAACUACCCAGCUAACUACGUCUUGGCAAAUGAAAUUUGAAUCUUGUAGAAAACUGACUCCUACAGAACCUAAACUAAAUUUAUAUCACAGUUUAUUUUCUAGACUGCAUUUUAAUAUUUGUAUGAAAUGAAAUAUGUGGAUAGAAUUUUUAAAAGGCGUAUUCUGUAAGUUUAUUUUCUUUAUCUGACUGCCAAUUUACAUAAAUUUGGGUUAAAGUUAUUUUUUUAUACUCGUACAGUUUUUCUUAAACUCCCAAAUUAUCUAUCAGCACUGUAGUAUUAUUUCUUAUGUAUCAAAAUGAAGGCAAUUUCUUUAUUAAGAUAAAGUUGUAUAUAUACUCUCUGUAUCACUUUUUUUAGAUCCCAGUUUCAGGAUCCAUUUUGAUCCCUUGUCUUACUGAUUUGUUUUAUUAUUGUUUAUUUCUUUGCUUAUCUUUCCCCCCUUUUUGGGUGUUGUUUUAAAGUAUUGACAUAUUCUAAAAAAUAGAAUUUCUCUUGGCACACAGUGAGAUUCAUUUUGAACUUUAAUUUGCUUGUUUUAAACUUUGAUUUUUUUAAUCACUUGCCAUUUCCUUUAUAAUUAUCCAUAAAAAUAUGAUACUUUUUGGAUGGAUAAGGGUACUCCAUUAUUUAUGUAGAUUAUUCAGGAUGUGAAGAUUGGUUUACCUCUUAAUCACGGAAGUUCACUGGUAAAUUUGUUUCAUAUCAUAUAGUAGUAGGUAGACUUAAAACCCAAAUGGAAGAAUUAUACCUUCUUGCCUUAAUUACUUUGAAUACUAACAAGUAGUUUAUGCUAAGAAACAUGCCUUAAGGGUGCAUAAUAGGGCAGAAAACAAAAGUGAAGCAUUGUUACUUUCUUUUUUUUUUUCAUUGAGUUUAUUGGUACUUUUUA